CUCAUGGGCAUGACGGAGAGGAGGGAGGGGAGAGUGAGAGAGCGAACAAGACGGCAGAGAGUGUGCGAGCUGAUCACAGGCUGUGAACACGAGGCAGUGACUGGGACUGGGAGAGAGGCAGGCGAGCCACAACAUCUGAAAGUUUUAAACCUGUGAUCGCGGUAGGUGAUGCGAAGCAAGACUGGGGGUUCCUCCAACAUGCGGAAGCAAAACAAAUUCCACAUCAUGGACUGCUUGAGACACAGACAGAUUUAGGUUUUGCUGCUGGGGGAGGGCAUUCUCUGUCACAUUCUUAUUCAGGGAGGGUGGAAAUAUAAAGAUGAGAUAGUUUAAUAUCUCUUUUAACAUCUCCUAAGUGGUGUACAAAGACCGAAAUGCAUUGGGUGCUUGGCUACAGUGUUUUCCAGAACAAAACGCUGCGUUAGUGAUUAUGAAAGUUACAAAAGCAGCGGCUUGGAAAACACUUUAAGAGACAUCAAAGAACAACUACCUUCAUGUGCAGAGUGGUUUGUUCUUUUAAGAGGAUGCAUUGGAUGACAGAGUUUCAGCUGCCUGGGAAAAUGAGGACCCCUGCUAACAUUUCACUGCGGAAGUACUGAUCGUGUUGGGAUUACUGCCAGCAUUGGAGUUUAGUGUUGGAACUUUUUUUUUUCAGUGGAUCCUCUACUGAUCGUCAGCUAUUCUUUUUGGUUUGUACACUGCACAAGGGAUGACGCACCCUAUUUACUGACCCUGAGCUGUCCCGCCCUACCCUCUGCCCUCGCCCGUGGGACCCAGUGACCAUGCUGACCGAGUGUCCAACACCAGAAAGAUCAGAGCCCCGACCCACGCUCAGGCCUGCUGUAUCCUCUGCCGCACCAUGUCUCAGGCAGUCGCGGCUCCACUCGAGACUAACAGCUCAUGGCCAGGAGAAGAGUCUGGGGUUCAGCUGAAAUGGGCGGCCCUGCUUAUUGUCAUGGUGAUCAUCCCCACUAUCGGAGGAAACAUUCUGGUCAUUCUUGCUGUGUCCCUUGAGAGGAAGCUGCAGAAUGCCACCAACUAUUUUCUGAUGUCCCUUGCUGUGGCUGACCUGCUGGUGGGACUCCUAGUGAUGCCCAUUGCCCUCGUCACUGUUCUCUACAACUCUGACUGGCCUCUUCCGGAGUUCCUCUGCCCCAUUUGGCUCUUCCUUGAUGUGCUGUUUUCUACCGCAUCCAUCAUGCACCUAUGCGCCAUUUCACUGGAUCGCUACGUUGCCAUCAAGAAGCCAAUCCAACACAGCCAGUACAAAUCCAGAGCCAAAGCAAUCGUGAAGAUUGCAUUGGUGUGGCUCAUAUCCAUUUGUAUUGCAAUCCCGAUACCAAUUAAGGGGCUAAAGAACUAUCCUCUUCCCAACAACGUCACCUUCAACAGUAAUCACACAUGCCUGCUGAAAACAGACACCUUCCGGGAAUUUAUCAUGUUUGGCUCCUUGGCAGCAUUCUUCAUCCCUCUGACCAUCAUGAUGGUCAUCUACCUGCUUACUGUCCAGGUGUUGCGCAAAAAGGUUUAUUUGCUCAGGUCAAAGGUGACUCAGCGCUUCAGCUACCCGACAGUCUCCACAGUUUUUCAGAAGGAACACGGUGUGACCUCACCUCAAGCUGAGCAACUGAACAUGCUGGACAGCAGACUUCCCAGGAUGCAAGAAAAACCAAACGCAGGCACAACAAACUCACCUACAGGAGGAGAAAUAUCCUUUCGCAGAAUGUCAACAAUGGGGAAGAAAUCAAUGCAAACUCUGAGCAAUGAGCAGCGCGCCUCAAAGGUGCUGGGCAUUGUCUUCCUUCUGUUCGUAGUAAUGUGGUGCCCUUUUUUCAUUACUAACAUCACCUCUGUGUUAUGCACCAGCUGUGACAUUAACGUAAUCACCCGCCUCAUGGAGAUCUUUGUUUGGGUUGGUUAUGUGUCAUCAGGUAUCAACCCAUUGGUCUACACCCUAUUCAACAAAACUUUCAGGGAGGCGUUCACACGUUACAUCACUUGUGAUUACAAAAACUGUGCUAGCCAUGGGCCAGGAAGCCACCCAAGGGCCUCAAAUGCAGAUCGGACCCUUACACGGAUUUCAUUCAGAUCUUCCAUGGCAGAAAACUCUAAACUGUUCAUGAAACGUGGAAUGAAAAAUGGCAUUGGAGCAGUGAGCUACCAAAGUCCACUAAGGUGCCGGCAAGCACCUGUACAAUCAUCCAGUGGUGUUGUGUUAGACACAAUUCUUCUGACUGAAAAUGAAGAUGGUAAGCAGGAGGAACAUGUUAGCUGUGUGUAGAGCUACUUGAAAAGAUUAUAAUUAAAUAUAGGGAGCACUUGAAGAGGAUCAGAUUAAUGGUGCAAACAUCUUUUUUAUCUCUUUAAGGACAAAAUGCUAGCCCCACCAUCAAAAUUCAAAAUGCAUGAUUGGAACCUGCUGCUGCACUCGAUUUGAUCAAUAAAUCACUUAAGGCCUGGAUUUGUGGUACAUUACACAACAACACAACAAAAUCUAACCUGUUGGUAUCUAAUGCUGCUGAUGUUUAAUUCAGAAAUAUUUUAUAACCAAACCAAAACAAGGCAAUCUUUUCAACUAUGUCAUUUUGGACAAACACACAAAGUCCUACUUUUCCUCCAUAAGCCAACCCCCUCCAUUAGAUUUAUGAAUACAUAUGGUCUAAAUAUUAUUCAGCAGGUGACAGGGCACAUUAACACUCUGAAAUCUUAAAGUAAGACAAUUUAUAGAGAACACAAACAGAGUCAAAAGGUCAAAACUCAGCAACGUUCUGGCCACUAGGCAAAAAUGUGAGGACUGAAGACAUGACAACCUUGAAACUCUAUGAAGGCAGUAUUCAAUAUAUUCCUAUGCUGAUCCUUUUAACUUGGGCUAUCUAAAUAUGCUGUAAACCAUCUCAGACCACAUGCUUCUAUUUCAAGACAACCACACCUCUGCCUUUCAAAUCUCUUCUGUAACAGACACACAGAAUGCAUUGCACUCUUGAAAUGAUACUUAUUGUAUUUGCUGGACCUUUGGGAAAUGCUCUUGUAUGUGUACUGCAGCCUGAUGUUUUUUGACAUGUUUAAAGGUUCCCAAAUUAAAUACUGUAUAUAAGAAAGAACAAAAUCCAAAAUGAUAGGAAACCUAAAUGUGUUGAAUAAAAUAUUUUCUGUGUUGCUGAACUGAAGGAAAUGUGUACCAAUUUUGAGUAUCCGUGUUCUUUAUCAAUGUUGUCAACGUCUAUAUUCUUGUACUAUUUUAAUUUUAUCAGCAAGACUCAACAUACCAUACACAACUUUUCUUCAAACUAUAAACUCCAUCAGAGGUUAUUUAAUAAAAAAGACUAUUGUAACAAUUCCAGGGGCCUGCAUAUUUAAAUGGACAAAUAAGAAAACCUAAGCACUGUGUAUUCAGCAGCAAUUUCUCCUCUCCCUUAAUGCCUGAUAAUGUCUGAUUGUAGCUUUUUUUUUUUAAAGCAAGAAUACUGCAGGUCUCCAAAUACAUAUUAACCUAAACAGCCUUAACAAAAUAUACUGUAAACUAAGUGUCUGAUCAAAGGUGCAAGAAAUAUGAGAUUUGGAUAGGGCUCCCUGAGCUUGGUAUACAAGUGUGGAGUGUGUCAUUGUUUUAUUUUUGUUUUGACCAAGUCUCUCA
Messenger RNA from Toxotes jaculatrix (banded archerfish), 3634 nucleotides. It is a transcript of the gene htr2b, whose product is annotated as 5-hydroxytryptamine (serotonin) receptor 2B, G protein-coupled. The record is from RefSeq and is a predicted model, not a curated record. Gene Ontology annotation, biological process: heart development; regulation of behavior; vasoconstriction. Gene Ontology annotation, cellular component: dendrite; plasma membrane. Bases 860 to 2281 code for a protein of 473 amino acids. Gene Ontology annotation, molecular function: neurotransmitter receptor activity; G protein-coupled serotonin receptor activity. The transcript has 4 exons. Lineage: Eukaryota; Metazoa; Chordata; Actinopteri; Toxotidae.